Messenger RNA from Lindgomyces ingoldianus, 396 nucleotides. RefSeq lists its product as uncharacterized. Lineage: Eukaryota; Fungi; Ascomycota; Dothideomycetes; Pleosporales; Lindgomycetaceae. The transcript has a single exon. The coding region runs from base 1 to 396 and encodes 131 amino acids. The record is from RefSeq and is a predicted model, not a curated record.
AUGAACCACUUUAGCAACACCACAAAAGAAACCACCAGCACUAAUAAUCCCAACAUGGGCCAACUUAACUCGAAAUUGGGCUCCGGCGCUGAGCAGGACCGGUACGGCUCGCACUUUGGAGUUGGCCAUGAUGGCAUCGAGAAAAUGAAACACGUCGCCGAAUUCAAAGGAACUGGGGCCGAGCAAGAGCGUUAUGAGAGCCACUUUGGCCUUGAUCAAGACAAGGUUAAGGCCGCGACGCACGACCUCCUACACCGAAAUGGAUCAGGCGCUGAGCAAGACCGAUACGAGGGACACUUCGGCCUCGGCGCUGAUGGGGUCGAGAGAGCCAAACAACUCGCAAGCAUGAAGGGUGUGGGCGCUGAGCAAGUAUGUGCUCUCCGGUUUCUAACGUAA